This is a messenger RNA of Alternaria conjuncta, 1098 nucleotides long. RefSeq lists its product as uncharacterized. Lineage: Eukaryota; Fungi; Ascomycota; Dothideomycetes; Pleosporales; Pleosporaceae. Bases 1 to 1098 code for a protein of 365 amino acids. The transcript is spliced from 3 exons. The record is from RefSeq and is a predicted model, not a curated record.
AUGUUCCAUGGUUCCAAUACAGACACAGACUAUCACCAGCUCGCACAGCAACACAUUGUCUUGCAAGCUUCCAAGCUUGUCAGCCCCGCGGUCAUGACGGGUACCAGUCUCUUCUCCCGCGCUCACAAGCCGAGAGGGUCUCCGCCCAAAAAGAUGCGCGGCUUCCUCGCCUUACCCGGUGAGAUCAGAAACCAAAUAUACGGCUACUACUUCGACUCGGAGCGUCGCUGUGAGAUCGCCAGCAAAGGAUCCAAAUUCGCGCAGCGGAAGCCACAGACUGUCAAGUUGUCAUCAAAUGUAAUCGCUACAAAGAGCACGACUCCUGCGCCUGAUCCUAAGAUAAACGCGACUCCUCCUGUCGUGAUUCGCUUCUCGAGAUCACUUGGCAAAUACAACGCUGUUCAGGGCCUGCGAACGAACUGGCCGGGGUCGCUAUGUGCGCUAAAUCUUGUUUGCAAGCAAGUCUAUGCAGAGACAGCGAAGUUGCUCUACCAAAACACAGUUUUUGUCUUCGACGCGCCAAAGCGGAUGACAAACUUCUUCAAAUAUGCCUCGUCCAUCCACUUGGGAAGCAUCACCAGGUUGCAUCUCCACUACAGCACUUAUGGAAAUCCAAACAAGACCGUGGACGUGGUUUGGCAAGAGAAGCAUCAUCAAAGUUGGCAGCGAGCUUGCGAGGCCGCCUCGAAACAGCUUACUGGCUUACGCGAACUUGAGGUCUGUGUAGAGCUUCAUCAUAACCGUCGACAGGUCAACCUGCGCGAGAAAUGGAUUACACCUCUGCUUCAGUUUCGUCGGUUAGCGUCUCCAAGGAAAGCCGCACGCCGGACCCUGAAGCCACUACCGCUUGGUCAACGACAGCCAGGUCUUGAGAUUGUCAAGGUCAAGUUCCAGCAUCUUUACAUCGAGUAUGCGUCGUUUGCUGGUCUCCAAGGACUGGACCAGGCAAAAAGGGAGCUGUAUCUGCUCUUUGGGCAGGCUAUCGGUCUCGCGAUCACAGGGGCGACAGAAGAAGCGGCUAUGUCUGGGUUCAGAGAAGCGUACGAUGGGAGGCAUGCACAGUACCGACCCUAUCUCCCGGUUUCUUGGGCGGGUUGA